Aspergillus clavatus NRRL 1 is the source of this 567-nucleotide messenger RNA. Its product is annotated as snoRNA-binding rRNA-processing protein IMP3. Gene Ontology annotation, cellular component: small-subunit processome; small ribosomal subunit; Mpp10 complex. The record is from RefSeq and is a predicted model, not a curated record. NCBI's taxonomy places the organism in Eukaryota, Fungi, Ascomycota, Eurotiomycetes, Eurotiales, Aspergillaceae. The transcript is spliced from 3 exons. Gene Ontology annotation, biological process: rRNA processing. Bases 1 to 567 code for a protein of 188 amino acids. Gene Ontology annotation, molecular function: snoRNA binding; rRNA binding; structural constituent of ribosome.
AUGGUCCGCCAACUCAAACACCACGAGAAAAAACUCCUCCGCAAAGUCGAUUUCAUCAACUACAAAUCCGACGGCGGCCACCGCGAGCACCAGAUUCGCGCGCGCUACCACCUGCAGAACGACACGGACUACAAGUCGUACAAUGCGCUGUGCGGCUCCCUGCGGCAGCUCGCGCACAAGCUCUCACAGCUGGACCCGGACUCGGACCCCGUGCGCAAGAAGCUCGAGUCCGAGGUGCUGGAUAAGCUGUGGCGGAUGGGGAUUCUGAAGCAGAGCCGCGAGCAAGGGGCGGGCCUAUCGCGCGUGGAACGCGAGGUCACGGUCUCGGCGUUUUGUAGGCGGCGGUUGGCCGUGGUGAUGGUGAGGACGGGGAUGGUGGAGACGAUUAAGGCGGCCGUGACGUAUAUCGAGCAGGGACAUGUGCGCUGUGGCCCAGAGGUUGUUACGGACCCGGCGUACCUGGUGACGCGCAACAUGGAGGACCAUAUCACCUGGGUCGAUAGUAGCAAGAUCAAGCGCAGUAUCAUGCGCUACCGGGAUAACCUGGAUGAUUUCGAUCUGCUGUGA